UUUACUAGUGGGGGCGUUAUGUUGCUUUUUGUUCCGGAAUAGACGAUCCGGGGGCAGGGGCUUUUUAGCCUUUCUUUCUCCCCUAUAGCUUCCCCGCCUAUGGACCAUAAAAGCUACUGCUGCUGCCGAGCUAGGCAGUUACUGUCUCAGCUCUAGGAUGUGUGUCCACUAGAAGCUCUUCUGUGGGACCAAGGCAAUUAAAAACCAGUGGAAUGGAGAGCAAGUGUCGUCAUUCUGUGUUAUGCUCCUUGUCAGCAAUGUAUACAUUCCUACUAGGGGCCAUAUUCAUUACUUUAAGCUCCAGUCGAAUACUACUGGUAAAAUACUCAGCCAAUGAAGAGAACAAAUAUGAUUAUCUUCCAACUACUGUGAAUGUGUGCUCAGAACUGGUGAAGCUAGUUUUCUGUGUAAUUGUGACAUUCUGGAUUAUAAAGAAAGAUCAUCAAAGUAGAAACUUGAGAUGUGCUUCCUGGAAGGAAUUCUCUAAUUUCAUAAAGUGGUCCAUUCCUGCCUUUCUUUAUUUCCUGGAUAAUUUGAUAGUCUUCUACGUCCUUUCCUAUCUGCAGCCUGCCAUGGCUGUUAUCUUCUCAAAUUUUAGCAUUAUAACAACAGCUCUUCUAUUCAGGAUAGUGCUGAAGAGACAUCUAAACUGGAUACAGUGGGCUUCCCUCCUGAUUCUGUUUCUGUCUAUUGUGGCCCUCACUGGAGGGACUGGAACCUCACAGCAUAACCUGGCAAGACAUGGAUUUCAUCAUGAUGCCUUCUUCAGCCCAUCCAAUUCCUGCCGCCUUUUCAGAAAUGAGUGUCCCAGAAGAGACAAUUGCACAUUAAAGGAGUGGGGUUUUUCUGAAGCCAAGUGGAAUACAACAGCCAGUGUUUUCAGUCACAUCCGUCUUGGUUUGGGCCAUAUUCUUAUUAUAGUCCAGUGUUUUAUUUCUUCAAUGGCCAAUAUCUAUAAUGAAAAGAUAUUGAAGGAAGGUAACCAGCUCACUGACAACAUCUUCAUACAGAACAGCAAACUCUAUUUCUUUGGCAUUCUUUUUAAUGGACUGACCCUGGGCCUUCAGAGCAGUAACCGUGAUCAGAUUAAGAACUGUGGGUUUUUUUAUGGCCACAAUGCAUUUUCAGUUGCCCUUAUUUUUGUAACUGCGUUCCAGGGCCUCUCUGUUGCUUUUAUUCUGAAGUUUCUGGAUAAUAUGUUCCAUGUCAUGAUGGCCCAGGUCACCACUGUCAUUAUCACAACAGUGUCUGUCCUGGUCUUUGACUUCAGACCCUCCAUGGAGUUUUUUCUAGAAGCCCCAUCAGUUCUUCUUUCCAUAUUUAUUUAUAAUGCCAGCAAGCCUCAAGACCUGGAAUAUGCUCCUAGGCAAGAAAGGAUCCGAGGUCUAAGUGGCAGUCUCUGGGAGCGAUCCAGUGGGGAUGGAGAAGAACUGGAAAGACUGACCAAACCAAAGAGCGAUAUUGAGUCAGACGAAGAUACUUUCUAAUUGGUACCACAAUAGCUGGCAGCUCUUGCAAAACUUUUCACAUUUUCAGCAUGUGUGAUACUUGUCUUUUCAUUUUGAUAAACCAAGAACAUUUCUGAAGCAUAAUGCUUUUGGCAUAUAUCUAACUACUCUCUAAAUAGUUCCAUCCAAAGCUUAGAGUACCCAAAGGCUAGAAAGUCCUAAGGAACUGAUGUUAAGACUAAUAGUCUGGAGUCUGCAAGGAUGCAUUAAUGGCCCGGUACUUGAUAAGUCAAAAUGAUAUCUUCAUAAAUUAUUUUCUUUGUCCUCCAAGAUUCCUAAAACCUUGUAGUAAUCAUGUUAGGUUACAUAUAUAAAUAUAUAAAUAGAGAUCAGUUUGCCAGAUACUCAUAAUUAUGUAGUUCUACUCUGCAUGCCAAAGUCUUUCCUUGUUAUUAUAAAUAUCACCUAGGUUAUCUCUUGAAUUUGUGAGGCCCUGGAGGUACUUCAUUUUGCAAUUAAAAAGCAAUGUGACUCUUAAAAAAUUGGGUUGAAGGAACUACGUUGACUGGGGGGUAAUGUAGCCUGUGCUAAAUAUUUUGUUAAAAACAGUUUUUUAGAAACAAAAUCUUACUAUUUUAAUUUUUAGGAAUACAUAGGGAAUUUGAUUUUUAGUGAUUAUCUUUUGAUAUUUUUCUACACAAAUAAGCUUCAAUUUAGGUGGAAGUUGUUUCCCAAUCACCACAAUUAUCAUUCGUAUUUUAAAUCACUUAUGAAAGUAAUAGUAGGUUUUCUUCUCCUCAGUUUGACCUGUACUCUUGGAUUAUUUUAUUUUGGAGAACUCAUAAAUUUUUCAUUGUGUUAUUAACUAGAAUUUGUGAUUGUAUAUCUAUCUCUAUGUCAUAUCCUGUUCCUAAAAGUUGAAACAUUGGCUUCAGAAUCAUACCAGGUGGUCAGAAAGACCUAAUGCCUAAAAGGGUCACUCGGCAAACAAACAUAGAUACUGUUACUGAAAUAUGAAUAGUAUUGCUCUAAAAGGAAGAAGGCUAGUAAUAAGUGAAGCACUUUACAGUAAUAAUAUUUCACACUUUAGAUGGGUGUAAUUUUUCAAGGUAUUUUUGCAUUUGCAGCCAGCUGACUCUCUGAAGUGAAGCAAUCAGGUGACAGAUAAUUUAAAAGUAAGAAAAGAAGUGACUUGCCCAAGGUCAUGCAGCUGGGUAGUGUUAAGACAGUCAGGUUUCACUCAUAGGCCUGUGUGUUUACAGAGCUCUACACUGUAAAUGUGAGCUGUAGGUGUCAUUUUCAUGCAUUCCCUGCAUCUCUUUUUGCCCCUGAUUUUCAUACAGAUGAACAUCCGAUAAUACUAUUAACAUAUCCAUCUGUGAUACUGUGAUAUCCAGAAUAAUAUGACUGUCAAGAGUUGGUGGAAAUUGAUAAAUAAAAUAAUUAUUAAGCCUG
Messenger RNA from Manis pentadactyla (Chinese pangolin), 2903 nucleotides. It is a transcript of the gene SLC35A5, whose product is annotated as solute carrier family 35 member A5. The transcript has 7 exons. Lineage: Eukaryota; Metazoa; Chordata; Mammalia; Pholidota; Manidae. The coding region runs from base 213 to 1487 and encodes 424 amino acids. The record is from RefSeq and is a predicted model, not a curated record. Gene Ontology annotation, cellular component: Golgi membrane. Gene Ontology annotation, biological process: pyrimidine nucleotide-sugar transmembrane transport. Gene Ontology annotation, molecular function: pyrimidine nucleotide-sugar transmembrane transporter activity.